Laetiporus sulphureus 93-53 is the source of this 1278-nucleotide messenger RNA. RefSeq lists its product as uncharacterized. The record is from RefSeq and is a predicted model, not a curated record. Lineage: Eukaryota; Fungi; Basidiomycota; Agaricomycetes; Polyporales; Laetiporaceae. The transcript is spliced from 2 exons. Bases 130 to 1086 code for a protein of 318 amino acids.
AAGGCCACCCGGUUGAUCGAUUAACAAGUUACCGAGUAUAUCAAUGAUCGCCUCAAUCUAUUGUAGCAACUCUCUCUUCCUUCAUCUCUUCCACCAUCACCGUUCUCCUCUGCGCCGCACAAGCACAGGAUGCUCAGCGCAUUUAAAUCACGAUUUAUUUCUGAGGCGCCGACCGUCGAGGCCCUGCUGGCAUCCUGGCCCGCCGGUGCGGCGCCUCCGCGUUUCCAAGGCAAACCCAAGAAGGAUCUCCCCGUCGAUGCGUGGCUCGCGAAGGUAGCAGAGGCAUGCGCUGCACAGAAGGUCCCGAAGACGCGGUGGCACGAAAUUGCACGACACUACAUGAGCGAGGAUGUGAAGAGGAAGCUGGACGAGGUGGAGAAAGUCAUGCGUUGCGUCUCUGGAGAGAAGUGGCAUUGGAAGUGGUCGAGUUUUGGGGUUGCUCUGAGGAGUAUCAGCUGUGACCCGAAGAUGACAGAGGCGAUCAAGAUGCAGCGAAGGUCGGGAGGAACGUGGUGGAUUAUUGGCAGAGGCAGCGAUAAGGGCAAGAGCAUGAAAACGCUGGAGCCCUUGCCAGUGAAAGAGCCUCUGGCAUGGUUCAGGCUUGCCCCUAAGCCUGCAGACAAGCCCGCUGCUAAGACUGCGCCUGCGAAUCCCGCCCGUAAAGUCGCGAAGAAGGUCAUGGUCAAGACUGUGGUCAAGACGACUGCCGUGUCGAAAGCUGAUGGCAAGAAGAGCGAGCCUAAGAACCAGACAGAGGUGUCGGCGUCAUUCAUCGCUCGCACUGUCUCUGUCAUGAAGGGCCCCAUGCAGCCACAACCCGUCGUACCGCCACCACCGCCACCACCCACCGAGAUCACUGCCCAGGUUCCGUUGUGGCUCGUCGCUGCGUCGGAAGCGAUCUACUCACUGACGAACGAGUGCUCGACCACUAUGACCAUCCUCGCCGCCGUACUCAUCACUGUCGGUUCCAUCCCUUCGAUGCCUACCAUAUCAGCAGGAGCCACUGUGACUGCGCUGGGCUCAAUGGCGGUCGGCUUGGGCGCGCUUCUGAGGGAAAAGGCGAUCGCCGACGCGGAAAGGCGCUAGGGAGGAGAUUGGAGAGUUCUCAUCGCAUGCAUGAUUAUGAAGGAACAAGAAGACGGCAGGCAUACCGGCUCUCGUUGUAUGUAUGAGUGCCCAGGCAGCGGGCUGCUGGGUAUAACAUUUGACAUGAUGUUAUGUAUGUAGGCCACAGCCGCUGGUUCGGAUAGUGCUAAUGAUCAACGAUCAACAUACGGC